AUGCUUCGUUGUAUGGCAGGAAGGUUACAAAUUCUUAACAGGAGGUUAGCAACUCCUAACAUUCCACUCUUACGUGGGAUGAGUCAGACGGUAGUAAGGAAAACAAUAGGAAGUACGCAAAAUGGUUCAUCGACCCCGGUGAAACAAACGACGUUUCCAGAUUUGACCGCUAUGAAGUUGGAUUCUAACGGUUCGAAAGAUUUGUAUGCUGUCUUCAAGCUCCAUAAUAUUCCAUUUUUAGUUAGUAAGGGAGACAAAGUGGUAUUACCCUACAAACUUAAGAAUGUUGAAGUGGGUGACCUGUUGGUAUUGAAGCAAAUCACAACUUUGGGGUCGCCCGAAAUAACGUACAACGAUGAAAAUGGGAUUUCAGAUGAGUUAUAUGAAAUUAACGCAAAUGUUGUGGAGAUCACAAGGGAGCCAUAUUACGAGGUUUAUCGUAAGAAACAGAGAUGCAGAAGAAAGAAGACAUUCCCAGUGCAAAACUUCCAGACAAUUUUACGAAUCAGUGAGCUUAGGCUCAAAUGA
Messenger RNA from Priceomyces carsonii, 528 nucleotides. Its product is annotated as mitochondrial 54S ribosomal protein bL21m. Bases 1 to 528 code for a protein of 175 amino acids. Gene Ontology annotation, cellular component: ribosome; mitochondrial large ribosomal subunit. The record is from RefSeq and is a predicted model, not a curated record. NCBI's taxonomy places the organism in Eukaryota, Fungi, Ascomycota, Pichiomycetes, Serinales, Debaryomycetaceae. Gene Ontology annotation, molecular function: structural constituent of ribosome. The transcript has a single exon.